CUUGCAUUCUAUAUUACUACAAACUGGUAGUACUAGAUCUCAUUUCCUUGUCGCCUUUUCACACUUUAAACGACAAAAAAAUGUCUCGUCGUUUCUUUCUUCUUCUCUCUCUCGUCACUCUCCUUCUCUUCUCUACACUCUCUACCUCUCUCUCCAAAUCUGAAAACGACAACAAAAGCAACAAAAACGACGACGACGACGAUGAAGAUCUCAGCUUCCUCGAAGAAGAAGACACCACCGACAACAAAAACGGCGCCGCAUCUCACCUCCAAUACCCCGAUUCCGACCAAUUCGACGAAGACGACAUCGACAACGACGACGACUUCGAAAACUACUCAGAUUUUGACGAAUCAGAUGAUUCCUUCAAGGAGCCACAAAUCGACGACAAAGACGUCGUCGUUUUGAAGGAGAGGAAUUUCACCGACGUGAUCGAGAAUAAUAAGUUCGUGAUGGUUGAAUUCUACGCGCCAUGGUGCGGUCAUUGUCAAUCUUUAGCUCCGGAAUAUGCGGCGGCAGCUACUGAAUUGAAAGGCGAAGAUGUCGUGUUGGCGAAAGUUGACGGAACUGAACAGAGCGAGCUGGCACAAGAGUAUGAUAUUCAAGGGUUUCCUACUGUGUAUUUCUUUGUUGAUGGGGUCCACAAGCCAUAUCCUGGUCAACGCACAAAGGAAGCUAUAGUGACGUGGAUAAAGAAGAAAAUUGGACCUGGAAUUUCUAAUCUUACUACAUUGGAUGAUGCUGAACGUGCUUUGACUUCUGAUAGUAAACUUGUUCUUGGUUACCUCAAUUCUUUAGUGGGUCCUGAAAGUGAGGAGCUUGCUGCUGCAUCAAGACUAGAAGAUGAUGUCACUUUCUACCAAACUGUAAACGCUGGCGUGGCAAAGCUUUUCCACCUUGACUCUGAAGUUAAACGUCCUGCUCUGGUCAUGAUUAAGAAGGAAGCCGAGAAAAUCGGUUAUUUUGAUGGUAACUUUUCCAAGUCUGCGAUAGUGGAUUUCGUAUUUGCCAACAAGCUUCCUUUGGUGACAGUUUUUACAAGAGAAAACGCCCCUUCAGUUUUUGAGAGUCCAAUUAAGAAACAGAUGCUUCUGUUUGCUACUUCAAAUGAUUCAGAGAGAGUUUUCCCAAUAUUUCAAGAAUCUGCUAAACUGUUCAAGGGGAAGCUUAUCUUUGUAUUUGUUGAAUUGGAUAAUGAAGAAGUUGGGAAGCCUGUAGCAGAUUAUUUUGGUAUUGCUGGAGAAGCUCCCCAACUUCUUGGCUACACGGGAAAUGAUGAUGGGAAGAAAUUUGUAUUCGACAAGGAAAUUACCAUGGAUAACAUUAAGGCCUUUGGAGAGGAUUUUAUUGAAGAUAAGCUUAAGCCUUUUUUCAAGUCGGACCCAAUUCCUGAAACAAAUGACGGGGAUGUCAAAAUAGUAGUUGGGAAUAACUUUGAUGAAAUUGUCCUGGAUGAAUCCAAGGAUGUUCUCCUUGAGAUUUAUGCACCAUGGUGUGGACAUUGCCAAGCUUUGGAGCCAACAUAUAACAAGCUUGCCAAACAUUUACGUGACAUUGAAUCUCUUGUUAUAGCCAAGAUGGACGGCACAACAAAUGAGCAUCCUAGAGCAAAGUCCGAUGGAUUCCCAACCCUCGUCUUCUUCCCUGCUGGAAACAAGAGUUUUGAUCCGAUCACUGUAGACGUUGAUCGCACUGUUGUAGCAUUUUACAAGUUCAUCAAGAAACACGCAUCGAUUCCAUUCAAGCUUCAGAAACCAGCUUCUACUCCAAAAUCCGAGAGUUCUGAUGCAAAAGAGAGCUCCGAAUCGCAGAGCACCACUGAGGAUGUUAAGGACGAAUUGUGAGGAACAUAGGAUUUAUAUCUUUUCAAGUACUUUGCUAAUUUAUGCGUCAGAAAACUAGGCUAGAUCAAUAGCGUCAGAAGGAAAUAGAAAGCAGAGAGGGAGAAAAUUAUAUCCCAAUUGAGCUGAGAGAUAUUUGAGCCCAAAAAGGGAAAAAAAAUUACAAAAUCGAAAAAAAUGCAGAAAAACGUUAUUUAUAAGCUGCGGUAUUCAAGUUUUGUAUCUUUGUUAGAAAAUUUUCUGUUUAAUAAAAUCAUCGUUCCUGACUA
Molecule: messenger RNA, 2107 nt
Organism: Mercurialis annua (annual mercury)
Lineage: Eukaryota; Viridiplantae; Streptophyta; Magnoliopsida; Malpighiales; Euphorbiaceae
Product: protein disulfide isomerase-like 1-4
Exons: 12
Coding region: 81-1841 (586 amino acids)
Biological process (GO): protein folding; response to endoplasmic reticulum stress
Cellular component (GO): endoplasmic reticulum
Molecular function (GO): protein disulfide isomerase activity
Source: RefSeq, a predicted model, not a curated record